AUGCCGCUGGUGCGCAGGGGAGCCCAGCCACGAGCGGGAUCUAAGACCAGAAAAGGAAUCGACAUCAACAACAGCAACGGUUCCCUGGCCCAGAAGAAAGACGACGACAAGGUUAGCGCGAGAAGUGGGCCCAGAAGACAGCUGGACGCCAUGGCCUGGCUCUCCGCCAAGAAAAAUGCCAAGGUCGUGCGUGUCCUCCAACGUGCGCCGCCGCAGAUGGAAGAAUGCUGCACCGAGGACAUCUGGCUGGAGCUGCGGAGAGCCUUCAGCGAGAUACAGGAGAAGCGAAGCACCAGCCUGCGCUUCGAUAAGCUGUACCGACACGCACACGCCAUGGUGAUGCGGAACGAAGGGGCGCUCCUCUACCACGGACUGCGCGAAGCCGUGACGGAACACCUGACCACCAAAGUACGUGCCCUAGUCUUGGCUAAAGUUGACGACGACUUCCUGCAGACGCUAAUUCGGGCCUGGAAGGACCACCAGACAAGCAUGGCAAUGAUUGGCGACGUCGUGACCUACAUGGACCGCAUAUACGUGCCUCAGAACAACGUUGACAGCGUGAGCAAAUUGGGUGUCUCGCUCUUCAGGGACGAGGUGGCGCGCAACGCUGAUGUCCGGGACCACAUCCGCGGAAGCCUGCUCGGCUUGGUGAAGACGGAGCGCGAAGGUAAGCCAGUCGACAGGCUUUCCAUGAAGGAGGCGUGCGAAAUGCUCGUAAGCUUGGAACUCGAUUCGAGGUCCGUCUACAAGGAAGUUUUCGAGCAGCCGUUUCUGAAAGAGUCAGCGGAAUUCUACGCUUUACGCGCCCAUCAUUAUAUCGAAACGAUGGACGUUCUCGAGUACAUCGCCAAAAUCCAGCAGCAUAUCACCGAAGAGUCGGAGCGGGCGAGGCAGUGCCUGGAUGACUCGACCGUGGCUUCUGUCGUGCAGGUAGUAGAGAACGAACUCGUUGGGAAGUACAUAAAGGCCAUCCUGGAGAUGGAGGACUCCGGAGUUGUGCAUAUGCUCAAGCACGGGAUGACCGAGGAACUGGCGUGCACAUUUAGGCUCCUCAAAUGCGUGCAGGGUGGCCUCAAGGCAUUGCUUGACUGUACGAGCAAGUACCUGCGCGACGUAGGAAAAUCAAUCGUGAGCGAGAGCGGGGACUCGGUGAGCCUGAUACCGAAAGUUAUAGAGCUGAAAGAUCGCUUUGACCAUUUUCUAAAGCACUCUUUCAACGAUGAGCAGCUGGCCAAGCAGAUGAUCACCGCCGACUUUGAAUAUAUACUUGGCCUGACCCGCAAGUCACCUGAGCUUCUGUCUCAGUUUGUAGACGACAUGUUACGAAAAGGAAUUAAGGGCAUGACAGAGCCGGAGAUUGACCAGUUGCUGGACACGGCUAUCGCGACGUUUCGGUUCUUGCAGGAGAAAGAUCUUUUCGAUCGCUACUACAAGCAGCACCUGGCCAAGCGGCUGCUGCUCAACAAAAGCGCCUCGAUCGACGCAGAGAGAAGCAUGGUCGCUAAGCUCAAGAACGAGUGUGGCGGCAUGUUCACCUCUAAGAUGGAAGCCAUGUUCAAGGACAUUAAUUUCUCCGAUAACAUGAUUCUGGAUUUCAAGGCCGUAAUAUCUUCUUGCGGAAUGGACUUGGAAGGAGUCGACCUGAACCAAAGCAACAUUCCCGCCGCACCGCGCUGCGCUUUCGAGACGUUCAAGCGGUUCUACCUGGCGAGGCACGACGGCCGACGACUGACCCUGCAACCACAACUAGGCUGGGCAGACAUGAGCGCCGUGUUCUACGGGCCGUGGAAGAACGAGCCAUGUUCGUCGCAAACGCCAGACAAGCCCCAGCCGCGUACCUACACCAUCCAGGUGUCGACGUACCAGAUGUGCGUGCUGAUGCUGUUCAACGGCCGCGACAAGAUAUCGUACGAGGACAUCGCCUCUGAGACGGACAUCCCCGAAACAAACCUGACUCGCGCCCUACAUUCGCUGUACGCGGCAACCGCCUCCGAGCCAGUGCUUACCAAGACACCCAACACGAAGGAGAUUGACAAGGGCCACAUUUUCGCCGUCAACGAAGCCUUCACGUCCGGUAUGCAGAAGGUCAAAAUUCAGACGACGUCGGGCAAAAAAGAUUCCUCGCCAAAGAACGAUGGUAACGCGGGCAAUGAGGGCAACGUGGGCAACGUGGGCAACAUGCAGGAAGAGCGAAGGUAUGAACUGGAAGCGGCCAUCGUGAGGAUAAUGAAGGCACGCAAAACAUUGUCGCACGACGACCUUCUCGUCGAAGUGACGAACGUGCUGAAAGCCAGGUACACUCCCACUCCCGCUGCGUUCAAGAAGAGGGUCGAUGCCCUUAUAGAAAGAGAGUAUCUUGAGAGGGAUACCGAGGACCCAGUGGUGUACGUCUACAUGCCAUAA
Messenger RNA from Dermacentor silvarum, 2403 nucleotides. RefSeq names its product cullin-3. The transcript has 3 exons. Gene Ontology annotation, cellular component: Cul3-RING ubiquitin ligase complex. The record is from RefSeq and is a predicted model, not a curated record. Gene Ontology annotation, biological process: ubiquitin-dependent protein catabolic process; protein ubiquitination. NCBI's taxonomy places the organism in Eukaryota, Metazoa, Arthropoda, Arachnida, Ixodida, Ixodidae. Gene Ontology annotation, molecular function: ubiquitin protein ligase binding. The coding region runs from base 1 to 2403 and encodes 800 amino acids.